Molecule: messenger RNA, 2423 nt
Organism: Microtus oregoni (creeping vole)
Lineage: Eukaryota; Metazoa; Chordata; Mammalia; Rodentia; Cricetidae
Gene: Tmem218
Product: transmembrane protein 218
Exons: 6
Coding region: 360-707 (115 amino acids)
Source: RefSeq, a predicted model, not a curated record
UAAGGAAACGUGAUUGACAAACAUUGCUAUCCAAUCGAAACUGAGGACAGUGCAUGACAGCCCAAUCGGAGGGCGUAAAGGAGACCGACGUGUUCACCACCCACCACGCUUUGCGUUGCCCGGAGCCACCGCAAACGAGGGCUAACGAGGAGGAAGCUAAGUGCUGAAAGAGCGAGUUUGAUUGGUCUAUCGUAAAUCUUCUAAAUGAAACCCUACUUGUGAUUCGUCCAAAGUAGACCAAAGCUCCGGUGAGCCGAAUGGAGUGCAAGAUGUGAACCCGGUUCAUGCUCAGAGCCUCAUUUCCAGUAAGCUUACAACGGAACACCCCAAUCUAUUUCCAUUGUGUUUAAAUCACCAGGAUGACUGGCAUGGUGCUGGGAGUGGGUGCUGGCGUGUUCCUCCUUGCUCUGAUCUGGGUGUUGGUGCUGCUGCUGUGUGUGCUGUUAUUCAGAGCCUCUGGGAUAGCUAGGUUCUCCAUCGUCUUCGUCUUCCUGGGUGCUCUGAUCAUUACUGCAGUUCUAUUGCUUUUCCCUCGAGCCAGUGAAUUCCCAGCCCCAGAGGUGGAAAUGAAGAUUGUGGAUGCCUUUUUCAUUGGCCGCUAUGUCCUGCUGGCUUUCCUCAGUGCUGUCUUUCUCGGAGGCCUCUUCUUGGUUCUUACUCAACAUGUGCUGGAACCAAUCUAUGCCAAACCACUGCGGUCCUGCUGAGUGCGGUACUGGAAACAUGGGACGCUUUUAUGUCCAGGAUGAGCACAGAAGCACGCUCCGGAGCCUUGAUGACAGCCUUCAUGUCUUCAAACCAGUGGAGUGUUUGUCUGUCACUAAGACAAAGCCCUUGAGCCCCGGCUUUCAGAAGACUCUGUGGGCGGAGGUUGUCACUGUCCGGUACCCAUACUGCAGGGUUCCUGUCUGGUGUGAAUGGAAAGUGGUAACUAUGAUCUGCUGGGGGCAGCUGUUGAGUGAAGCCAUUAGUCGAAGAUCUAGGGAGAAGGAGGUUGAGGCUCUGUUGGCCAAUGGAAGAGCCUGGUCCCUGUUGAUAACGUCUAAGUUCUUAGUUGAAUAUUUGGAGCCAUUUGAAGGAGAAAGGCGUUCAGACACAAAGGCUGCGUUGCCGCGACAGCUGGGAAGUUGUGUCGGGCAGAGGUUAUUGACCACUCCUUAUGUGAUUCCACAGAGCCUUAUAAAAGCAGUGCGUGGCAUUUGCCUGAGUCCUAAUAAAGCAAUAAACAAUGACCACAGGGCUUUCUCUUCAAACUCCUGCCUACAGCUUUUGUAUAUUUACAUUUUGAGUUUGCUUAGAGAUUAAAAGAGAGAGAGAGAGAUGGGAAUGUUAAGUGUCUCCCUGCUGCGUAUCUUGGGUCUUCUUCUCCCAGGGUUUGGUGGCCUCUCAAUACCUAAUUUAAGUAUUUAGUAUCACGUAAGAGUCCUCAAGCCGGGUGCUGGUGACUCAGGCAGAGGCAGGUGAAUCUCUGUGAGUUCAAGGUUAGUGUGGUCUACAGAGUAAGUUCCAGGACAGACUCCAAAGCUACACAGAGAAACCCUGUCUCAAAAAACAAAAACAAAAACACAAACAAACAAACAAGAGAGGCCUCUUUGGGCUUUGGCCUUUUCAUUUUUCCUUUGGCAGUAUUGGGAAUUGAACCUAGGGUUUCACACGUGAUAGGUAAGUAUUCUACCAUCCUACCCUUCAAUUCACUUUUUAUCUUGAAGAACAAUUAUACUAGUUUACCAGGCUGCCUUGAACUUUCUUUCCCUGUACACCAGACAGGCUCUGAACCUGCCGUCCUACCUUAGUUUGCCAAGUCCCUGGGGUUUUAGGCCUGAACCAUCGGGCCUGACUCUUUUUAUCUUGUUCAUCAAUUUGUUAGUUGGUUGGUUCUUUGAGGUCGGGUCUCACUAGGGAUCCUGGGCUGGCUUGAAAGCCAUCUUGAGUACUACAAUUACAGGUGUGUCCCAACAUGCCUACCUCUCUGUUUUCAUCUUGGGAAUUCUUUCUCCAAAGUUAGUAAGGAAUGUGUAUUCUCAGCAUUAUAACUUUACAUUUGUCUAAUUUCCCAGAUCAAUAAAAUUUGUCACUAAAUGGGAUGGAGGGUCUGGUCUGGUUCUGCUUUGGAAGUGCCAUCCUGCCUGUCUCUAGCAGAGUGAAGAGGAGCCUUCUAGUCUGAGAGGCAGGAGAACAAGCUGGAGAGAUGUUGGUCAGAACCUAAGUGUGCUUUUUCUAAGUUUGGGCUUCCUUGCUUCUUUCUGUGAAGCCACUGCCCUCCCUGCCAUGGUGCCAGCUGCCAGUCCUGGAUGAAUGUGGCUCUCACAGAGCCUUGUUCUUCUGCAUGCUCCUCCUCCAGGCGGCUGCCGAGAUCAACAGCCUACCUAGCCUGCGGUUUUGGGUUUUCAAUCCUAAUAAAAUUGCCCUUGAGCUUAAAAAUA